AUGCGGUUUACGCUCAUGCGCCUGAGGUUCUCGGUAGAGCGCUCAAAUCGCAGCACCAGCAAGCUACCCGCCAUACGUAGAGCAUCAUCGUCAUCAAGCAACAGCUUCCCAUUUAUGCGCCUUCCACGCCAUAUUCGAGAACUCAUCUACGAGAAGCUGUUCGAAUUGUCUACGCCCUCACGCCUCGUCGUCCGAGAUCCCACGGUCUCCCUUGGCAGCCUUCCUGACAGUAUUCUCCGCGCACUUCCCGCCAUCUGUUAUACGAGCCGCGGGAUAUACCACGAAUCAGCAUUACUCCUUCUACGCAGCCGCGAAGUCGUUCUCGAAGACGUAAACGCCAUCAGGGUCCUAUCUGGCUUCCUGCUCCAUCCUUUGAAGACUGAUCUCUGUUUUGGGGCCACCACCUUAUCGUUUAGUUCUGCGGUGUCCUGGAGACCAUGUUCAACGCACACUGCUCGGCAGCUCCUUGAGAUAUGCCCUAAUAUCCGACAUGUGAAGAUUGGAAUUACCGCAUUGACUUGCGUUGAAUAUACGAGGAAGAAUGAAGAACACUGCCGCAUACGAGCGAGGAAUGAGAUGGCUGACCAGAUCGACCUUACAUGCCUGCUGAGCUGUGAGCGCUUAGAGACGCUGACCCUAUCAUGCGAAGGCGUAAAUAUGCUUGCAGGAGAGCUGGAAAGCGCAGGGACUGCGGUAUUCGAGCCGCUGGUCGGGUGGGUGCUACAAAACAUCUGGUGGGUCGGAAAGAUCAAGUUGGUCGCGGAAUACGAAGACGCCGAUGGUGGAAUAAUCCGUAGAAGCUUUGAGAAGAGGUUGAAAGAAAAUCCCGACCAGGGGAAGCAGGAAAAUGCACGAGGGGCGGCGUCUGGGGGACCACAACGAUCCGCCGCAGACGCAUACCGACUCGCAUCAAUGCUGCGCCUUUGCGACCUCGCCCCAACCUCACCUGUAGGCCGCAGUUGGUCCACCCGCAAGGCAUCGCAGACGGCAAAGCCAGGCUCAAACGAAGCUUCGAAGCGACAAGCUAGCGGAGAAACCUCCGACCAGGCGAAAAUCGACGAUCGCGCUGUUAGCAUCGACACGGCUACGGCCACCGUGACGAUUACAAGGCGCGAUCGCGGCAAGCUCAUUUGGACCGAAGGUCCCGCAUACAAGCUAGAGCUCCCCGCGCACAGGAAGUGGGAGUUGAAUUUCGGACUCUACAUAAGAAUCAUGGAUCUGCCCCGGGAGUUACGCGAUCUAAUCUGGCUGGCCAAGCUCCGCAGUCUCGACCUUCCCCGCAGACUCAUACUCCGAGAGGCCAACUUUUAUCAUGAUGAUUCCCGCAAAGCGAACGAUCUGCGAUUCCCGCCUGUCAUUCCGGCCUUCUGCUACAUCAACCGCCAGAUCUUCGGCGAGACUUUGCCGCUCUUCCUGAGCGAGAGGGAGCUUGUGUUUGGAUCUUCAAGGGACAUAUCGAGGCUUGGAUGUCUUCUCGAGCGCAUCCCGGAUGGCGAAGGAUACCGCAGCAUUCGGUCGAUCGUCCUUGAGGAUCGCGUCCGCUGGUCCGGUCAAGUCCAGGCAGGUGUCGGUCCGUCUUGCCGAACAACUCUCACAAGAUAUGGCGAGGAUCUUUUGCAGCGGUGUACUGGACUCCACCACAUCGCUAUCGAGCGAUGCGCAUUCCGUUGCUCCCGGCUUUGCUGCAACAAGCGUAGAGGAGAAAGCCUUGGCGAUGCUUCUCGGAGUAUUAUGAAGUACCCGAAAGACAGACUUGUCCGCGAAAUGGACCUGAGUUGUUUGUUGGUGUGCAGCAAUCUGCGCACGGUCACGCUACGAUGUAUCCGAGGAGAUUGCUUCGCGAGGAAGGGCGGUUGCACGACGCAAGAGGACUUCGCCGACUGGGUCGACUGCGUUCGGGAAAUUAUCGGCAAUAAGCCGCGUGUCCGACUGGAGGUCGAGUACGUGACUUUGAAGUUAUGGAGAGGCUUGGAGACGUACAUGGGGUGGGCGAAAGACACGGAAACAAAGCCCUAG
Trematosphaeria pertusa is the source of this 2016-nucleotide messenger RNA. RefSeq lists its product as uncharacterized. Lineage: Eukaryota; Fungi; Ascomycota; Dothideomycetes; Pleosporales; Trematosphaeriaceae. The transcript is spliced from 2 exons. The record is from RefSeq and is a predicted model, not a curated record. Bases 1 to 2016 code for a protein of 671 amino acids.